UCUAGUGAAAUAUAGAAUGACGAGACUCUUCAGAAACUUUAUUAGAGUUCGGACUCGCAGUCAAAGUGAGUUAGUCUUGUUUCCGGCCAUGGAGGGGAACAAAGUGUCCCCAUCAGCGGUUCAGGAAUCGAAUAAUGGCAACGUCUCCUGGUGUUUCCAGCCGUUUUUCAUCUGGAUGCGCCUCUUGGGAAUUGAACUCUACCACAAGUGCUUUCGAUUCAGUAAAUUCAUCAACGUGUAUGGUGUUUUACUGUUACUCAUGUGCGAGUGGGCGAGCGUUGACUUUAUUGCAAUUAAAUUCUGGAAAAUCUCAUUCCCGUUCACCCAGCAGCAGUCGACGAACGCGCUGAAUGUUUCCAUGUCCACCACUUUGAGCUGGAACGCCCGAAUUGAUACGUUGAAUCAUUUCUGUUUUAUUGCCAUUGUUUUCCCGACGUUUUUCCACAUGGCUCACCACAAAUGGCUGCGUCUCUGGAACGUGAUGGAGACAUUUGAUUUCGCUUAUUGCAAACUCAAUCACGAGAAAUUGAGAAAAAUUCUGCUGAUUGGAUUCUUCCCUAUACUAGCGGAAAUUGGGAUAAUAAUUUACAAUCUACUAGUCAAGAUACCAGAUUUUGCGAAUGAAACGAGUUACCGUAAAUUUGUUACCGCCACUGCUUAUUUUGCCAAGAUCGUGCCAAUCAGCGCGCUGGUCUUGUAUUGUUCGGUGGUUUGGUUGAGUUCUCUAUUUUACGAAGAGAUUCGAUUGGACAUCGAAAGGACCUACAAGGUCAAUCAGGAAAACAUCCGCAGAUGGAAGUGCAGUCUGGUUCUGGCCGGAGAAGUUGUCGAUCGUAUUAACGACACUUUCGGGCUGAUCCUUUUGAUAUCCAUCACCCACUUCUUUGUCGAAUUUAUUGCACGCUCGUUUUACCUCGUUAACAGCAUUUCGAUGACCAAUCAACCCGACUGUAUUACGCUUGUCAGCAUGUCUUCGGAAGUCCUUUUUCUCUGGUUCAUCGCCUACAGUCCCGCCAAAAUUCACCACCGGGCUAUUCAAGUAGCGAAAUCGCUUCGCAAAAUCGACAGUGUUGAUAAUAAUCUGCAAAAUCAAGUUUCGUUGUUGGCACUGGGCAUAGUCCAAAAUUUGCCCAAAAUAUCGGCUUUGGGUCACUUUGACGUGAGCCUUCAUUUAAUACCACAGUUGAUCGGGACAACUCUAGCGUACCUUUUUAUUCUCUACCAGUUUCAUGCUUCGGAGAGAAAUGACUGAUGAUCGCAAAGGCGCUAUUAAAUAGUUUUCAAAUUCAUAAUUUUAUUGCCAGUUGUAGUUUACACUCGGCCUUUGUUCAUAAUCUAUACUUGUAAAAAUUUUAUAGCAGUUAGGUGAAAUACAGAAAGUACAAAU
Messenger RNA from Daphnia pulicaria, 1387 nucleotides. RefSeq lists its product as uncharacterized. Gene Ontology annotation, cellular component: axon; neuronal cell body; membrane. The transcript is spliced from 5 exons. NCBI's taxonomy places the organism in Eukaryota, Metazoa, Arthropoda, Branchiopoda, Diplostraca, Daphniidae. The record is from RefSeq and is a predicted model, not a curated record. The coding region runs from base 17 to 1252 and encodes 411 amino acids. Gene Ontology annotation, biological process: sensory perception of taste.